AUGGAGAUGUUUGAAGCACACAACGAAGGCCCAGGUUUUGUGGGUAUUCGGUUCUCUGAGAAGUGUACAAUUUUGCUUGGUCCGAGGGAGAUCAAAGAAGAGGGAGGUAUCGGGUGCAGAAACUGUGAUUACCAACAGGAGGCAGACAACAGAUGCAUCUAUGUGAACAAAAUCAUGCACGAAGUCGAUGAGCUGACACAGAUUGUUGGUGAUGUAAUUGCUGACCCGACCCUGCCCCGUACAGAAGAUCACCCGUGCCCCAAGUGCUCUCACAGAGAGGCCGUCUUCUUUCAGUCUCACAGUACCAAGGCAGAGGAGGGUAUGCGACUGUACUACGUAUGCACCAACGCUCAGUGUAUGCAUCGAUGGACCGAGUGA
Messenger RNA from Candidula unifasciata, 378 nucleotides. The record is from the annotation of a GenBank genome assembly. NCBI's taxonomy places the organism in Eukaryota, Metazoa, Mollusca, Gastropoda, Stylommatophora, Geomitridae.